AGCGCCGAGAGUAGAUGUGCGUCGCGAGUGCCGCGGAAUUUCGCGCCAAAGUUUCCGAUAGUGCUGUGACAUGUGUCAAAGUGAUAGUGACAGUUGAAUCCGCGGCCCCGAACGCCUCAAAGAUGUGAAGUCGCACACAUGAUUUCGAUAGCCAACCUCACCAAGAAUGCCUCAAAACUGGAUUUUGGCUACCAGAACAUCUCCGAGAACUUCACGGAGUAUGCGGCCAUUCCGUAUUACAUAAAGGCCACUUCCAUGACCUUUUGCAUCGUGAUCAUGUGUCUUGGAGUCAUUGGUAACGUCAUGGUGCCUAUAGUCAUCCUCAAGACGAAGGAUAUGAGGAAUUCCACCAACAUCUUCCUGGUUAACUUGAGUAUUGCUGAUCUGAUGGUGCUUCUGGUGUGCACUCCGACAGUGUUGGUGGAAGUGAACUCGAAGCCGGAGACGUGGGUGCUUGGGAAGGAGUUAUGUCUAGCAGUCCCGUUCAUCGAGCUGACGGUCGCUCAUGCUAGUGUGCUCACCAUCCUCGCCAUCAGUUUCGAACGGUACUACGCCAUAUGCGAACCACUACGAGCUGGCUACGUCUGCACCAAGACGCGAGCUACGCUGAUAUGCGCGUUAGCUUGGUUCUUCGCCGCGUUGUUCACUAGCCCGAUCCUGGCAAUAGCUGAACUCCACACGGUGACGAGACUGGACGGCACUUUCUACCAAUGUCUAACGCAGGCGGUGACCUUCUGGCAGAUCACUUUCUUCGUGAUGAUCAUUAUAUUCCUCUACGUUCUACCUUUGAUUAUUCUUAUUAUUCUAUACUCUGUCAUCGCCAAGAAUUUAAUAACAGCGGCGUCGAAAGUCGUGAUGAACAAAACUUUCGAUCCGUACAACGCUAGAGCGAGAAAGCAAGUGAUUUUAAUGCUGGGGACUGUAGUUUUAUGCUUUUUUUUAUGCUUGAUGCCAUAUAGAGUGUUAGCUUUAUGGAUAAUUGUGACUCCAUCUGAUGUUUCGGACAGUGUGAGUCCAGAGAAAUGGUACAAUCUGCUCUACUUCUCACGGAUAAUGCUUUACAUCAAUUCUGCGAUAAAUCCGAUUCUAUACAACAUGAUGUCUUCGAAAUUUCGCAUCGGAUUCUGCAAGGUAUGCGUCUGCUACGAAAGGACGUCAGAAAAGAAGCAGAACAGAAGAGCGCAGAGGACUGUUACCAACGGAUCCACUACUAGCAGUAGUUUGACAAGAACUACUAAUAGUCUAAAGAAAUUCUUCGGUCACAGACAUAGUAUGGAUAAGAGCGACACAGAAACAGACAAUAAGGAAUCCAAAGACGAAAGGAAUUCUUUUUUCGAAAGAAUAUUCACGAAUAGAAGAGUAGUAAGACAGCAGUCUGAUCCGCUAGGUGAAAAUGUCAAAACUAUAGUACAUAGAGCUAAGAGCGAGGAAAAACUGGACGAAAUAGAGCCAGAGAAAGCUAAAGAAAGAGGCAGCGAUACCAAAGGAGACACAGUGAAAUACAUCGGUCAUUCCAGUAAGAAAGAGAUAGAAAUAGAUAAUAGUUCUCUAAGACGUAGUGUACUAAUAAACUCCGCCAAAGCGCGUAGUUUUGAUAGCGAAUGCAGUAAAAGAGUGGUAGCGUAUAAAAAGAUAAAAGUUGACUGUGUAUACUUGCAGAAAUCAAAGAGUGUGGAAUAUGACCCAAUACUGGCCGUCGCAACUUUCACAUACGAGAGAUACUCCGACGGCACGGAAGUUCCGGUGUGCCUCACCCAGGCCGACACCUUCUGGUCAGCGUUAUUCUUCAUCCUCAUCAUCGCCAUCUUCUUCAUCAUUCCUCUCGGAAUACUCCUGGUUCUGUACAGCGUCAUAGCCAAGAACCUAAUGGAGAACCCAAUUAUAAUAUCUCAGCACAGCAAGCACCCAAACAACGGUGGAAACGUAUUACGGUAUAGGAAACAAGUCAUCCUCAUGCUUGGAACGGUCGUUUUGUCUUUCUUCAUCUGUCUGCUCCCCUUCAAAGCCCUGACGCUCUGGAUCAUCGUCUUUCCACCAGAGACCAUCAUGUCUUUAGGCAUAGAUGGCUACUACAUCCUCCUAUACUUUUGCAGGGUAAUGCUAUAUCUGAACUCAGCUAUAAACCCAAUUUUAUACAAUUUGAUGUCGUCGAAAUUUCGUGACGGCUUUGUGAAGCUACUGAAAAUAAAUAAGCUGGUCAGAUGCGGGAGGAACAUAAGAGAGAACAUGCAAAGAAGGGACACCUUCAAUACGACAACAUCGACAGGUUUUUCGAGCAGCAACACCACAGAAUCGUUCUGGAGACGAUACAGCAAUAGGACAUCAUCACAGAAAUACUUCUUUAACAGGGACAGCAAGAAACUGAAAGAGAAUAAAGAUGCAUUCGGAGCCAAAGUGCAGCAAGUGAAAAUUGGUGAGAUUAUAAACGUGGAAAACAUGAGACGGAAUAGCAUGAAAUUUAUUGCAGCUAUGAACGAACUCAAUGAUAAUUUAGGUGAUGUAAUUAAUGAUAAUGAUACAAAUAAUGAUAUACAAGUCGAUGUCCAUUGUAAUGACGAUAGACAAAUACAAAUAUUGAAUCUAGAUGUUAAAACUAACAAUGUGUAUUCUGUAACAUUAGAUGUUAAUGAGAAAUGUGAGAAAAACAUGUUUGUGUGCGUACCUGCGCAAGAGUGUAAGAACAUUAUUGUAUACGAUUUCAAAAGUAAUGAGAGUUUCGUAUAGAUUUUAGUACGUA
Aricia agestis (brown argus) is the source of this 2737-nucleotide messenger RNA. It is a transcript of the gene Ethr, whose product is annotated as thyrotropin-releasing hormone receptor-like. The record is from RefSeq and is a predicted model, not a curated record. NCBI's taxonomy places the organism in Eukaryota, Metazoa, Arthropoda, Insecta, Lepidoptera, Lycaenidae. Gene Ontology annotation, molecular function: G protein-coupled receptor activity. Gene Ontology annotation, cellular component: plasma membrane. The transcript is spliced from 5 exons. Gene Ontology annotation, biological process: G protein-coupled receptor signaling pathway. The coding region runs from base 139 to 2724 and encodes 861 amino acids.